AUGACUACCAAGCUUUGGCUUAUUUCGAAAACGCUUAGCACGGAAAACAGUUUCGAUCGUUUGACUGGGGAGCCGGUGGAGCCUGAGAUGGAAGAUCCUGAUGUUAUCGCUGCUCGUCAAGAGCAAGAGAAACGUCGCAAAGACAAGCAUCGGAGAAUGGAGGCUGAUCGUGAGCGCAUGCGCCAACAAAUCCGUAACAAGUACAACUUGAAGAAGAAAGAGGAGGCUCGUGAGCAAGAGAUCGCUGGUCGUAUUGCUGGAAACCGCAAGACGCCAGAACAGGUUGCUCUUGAGACUCUUAACGCGGAAGAGGAUGACGGUAUCAUGACCGCCAUCAAUGAUACCUACGAGAAAGCGAAGAGUACUGUCGCGUCCGCCUGCUCCACCAUGAAGAACGUCGUGUCUCUCUGGAAGACCUAA
Messenger RNA from Caenorhabditis remanei, 420 nucleotides. RefSeq lists its product as uncharacterized. Gene Ontology annotation, cellular component: terminal bouton; SNARE complex. Gene Ontology annotation, molecular function: syntaxin binding. The coding region runs from base 1 to 420 and encodes 139 amino acids. The record is from RefSeq and is a predicted model, not a curated record. Lineage: Eukaryota; Metazoa; Nematoda; Chromadorea; Rhabditida; Rhabditidae. Gene Ontology annotation, biological process: regulation of neurotransmitter secretion; neurotransmitter transport; synaptic vesicle exocytosis. The transcript has 5 exons.